AUGGGGCCGAAGUCCGCAGCCCUCAGAGGCCCCUCGCGGAAGGUGGCCGCGGUGAUGCCAGACAUGACCACCUUUGAGUUCUUAACAGACGCUGCUCGCCAUAUGGCCUCUGCGGCACCCGCGCUUGCUACGCACCUCGGGCAGCGUGCUCUACAG
Molecule: messenger RNA, 156 nt
Organism: Monoraphidium neglectum
Lineage: Eukaryota; Viridiplantae; Chlorophyta; Chlorophyceae; Sphaeropleales; Selenastraceae
Exons: 1
Source: RefSeq, a predicted model, not a curated record